This is a messenger RNA of Plectropomus leopardus (leopard coralgrouper), 1161 nucleotides long. RefSeq names its product bone morphogenetic protein 2. The record is from RefSeq and is a predicted model, not a curated record. Gene Ontology annotation, molecular function: cytokine activity; growth factor activity. Gene Ontology annotation, cellular component: extracellular region. Lineage: Eukaryota; Metazoa; Chordata; Actinopteri; Perciformes; Serranidae.
AUGACAACAGGACCUCUGCGCCUCUGGCUCGUCCUCGCGCUCCAGCUGAGAUGCGUCACACCGCUGGCCAUCCCGCUGGACAGGGGGACACAGGGGCGGCACGACGCGCUGAGCACGGCGAGCGAAAAGCUUGACGCGUUGUCCCAUCUGAAGGACUUACCUCGAGGUCCGCCGGUCGCUCCUCACAAGAAGGCGCCGCAGUUUAUGUUGGAUCUGUUUAACGCCGUGACGGUUUCUGACGGGCGCCCAAAAAGUCAGAAGGAGAUUCUGGAAGGAAACAUAGUGCGGAGUUUCGAGGAUAAAGGUCAUGCUGGAGAGAGAUUUCACUUCUUCAACCUGUCCUCUUUUGGCAAAGAGGAGAAAAUGAUCAAAGCAGAGUUCCGCUGGUUUAGAAAGAAACAGAAAUUUUACCUUGGAAAAUCAUUCGGGCCCCAUUUCUAUAAGGUGGAUCUGUAUGAGGUGCUGGACAGCCGAGUGAAGCCCUGGAGAGGAAACCUCAUCACCUCCAGACUGGUACCCCUUUAUACACAGGGAUGGGAAGUCUUCAAUGUCACUCAAAUGGUGUCAAAGUGGAUCCGCAACAGCCAGGAGAAUAACGGCAUCCUCGUGGUGACCACACUUCCCUCUGGAAACUGGAUGGACUCUGUGGUGUCCUCAUCGACGCAGAAUGGAGAGCAGACAAACACAAACGCCUACCUGGUCAUAUUCUCAGAUGACGGGAGGACAGGAGCAUCGAACCAGUCAUACCUGGGACAAGUUCAACCUGCAGCAUCAGAACUCCAUGAGCACCGAAGCAGGAGAAGACGUGCAUCUCCAGGUUCCCUCUCCCAUGGCCGCUCUCAGUCUUGUCAGCGGGUACCCCUCUUCGUCGACUUUGAGGAGAUCGGCUGGUCCGGCUGGAUCAUCUCUCCCCGGGGAUACAACGCCUACCACUGUAAAGGCUCCUGCCCGUUCCCACUUGGGGGAAGCCUUAGGGCGACCAACCACGCCACUGUACGCUCCAUCAUGCACGCUCUCAAGCUCUCUGGUGAUGAAGUGGGAGCGCCCUGCUGUGUCCCUGACAGACUCCAGUCCAUCAGUUUGUUGUAUUUUGAUGAUGAGGAGAACGUGGUUUUGAAGCAGUAUGACGACAUGGUGGCGUUGAGCUGCGGCUGUCACUGA